GGCCCUCGGACGUCUCGGCCAAAGGAAGAACGGUAGAUCACUCUAUUAUCUACAUUGAUCUAUUUGAAGAGGAAAGAUGCAAGCACCUGUAGUUUACAUCACAAGAAUUGAGACUUUUAGUGCCUGUCAUAGAUUACACAGCUUACAACUUGAUGAGCAAGAAAAUAAAGCCGUCUUUGGGAAAUGUAACAACCCAAAUGGACAUGGUCAUAAUUACAAAGUUGAAGUCACUUUGAAAGGACCUGUUGAUCCUGUCACUGGAAUGGUUAUGAAUAUUGUGGACUUGAAGGUUUUCAUGCAGAAAGCUAUAAUGGAGACACUGGACCACAGGAAUAUAGACAAAGAUGUACCAUACUUCAAAGAUAAAGUGAGCACAACAGAAAACCUUGCUGUAUUUAUCUGGAAUGAGCUGCAAAAACACCUCCCUGCAAACUUGUUGUUUGAGGUCAAAAUUCAUGAAACAGAAAAGAAUGUAGUUUACUAUCGUGGAGAUUUUCAAUGAUGUCUCUUCUUUACUAGCUGUCAUUAUUGUUUCAACCAUUCAACUUAUUAUGUGUGAAUAUGUACCGGUGUACUUACUGAUACUUCAACUUUUAUAUUAUUUAGUACAUGUGUGUGUAUAUCAAAUAUGUUCCAGUAAAGAGUAUAGAUCACCCAGAGGACAAGAUUCAGGUCUGGGACAGAGGGAGCUACAUGUAGCUAUGUAAUAUUUGAUUGUGUGACUCUCUAAAAAUACUGUCAAUUCAUAUGUACAUGCACUUGUAGUACCAAAUAAGGGCAUUACUAGUCAUCUUUCAAUUGGCAUAUAAAACAUUGAUUCAUCAAACACAUGUAUCAUUAGAUUUCCUAAAUUAAGAAUCUCAAAUGUUUUUUCUCGGCACCCAUCGAGUUUGAGAUACAUGUAUUUAGCCGCUUGACUGUAUUUUCAUAUAUAUAUAUUAAGCUGUAGACAUACCAUGAGAACAAGCAAAGAACUUUUACAUCAUUUAUAUAAUUGUGUGUAGAUUGUGAUUUUUGUAAACAACUUUUUAUGUGUACAUACAUUUCCAUUGUAUUUAUGGGUUUAUGUUUACUCAUUUGAUGAAAUCUGCAAAGCUUUGCAUGUAUUUGUACAUUGUUAAUGCAUAUUGUGCAAUACUGGUAAUCCAGAUCCUGGUUACCAGGAUUUAGAAACUGAAAAUCUCAAUUCCUACUUCAUUAAUCCUUUUGUUCCCAUGUAUACUCGAUCCCUUCAUUGAUAGGAAAACUCCUAAGUUAAUGAUCUUAAUCAAUGAUCUGAUUUGUAAGAGUCCAGUGGAACUUAACUGAUCAUUAGCUCGGGUGAUGAGGCGGAUGCAAUCUAAUUCUAUUUUAUCCGUCAAUCAUGCAACCAUCCAGUUAAUUGUGACUAAAAAAACCUUAAAAGUUUCAAGAUCAGAGACAAUGUACAUUUAUAGCUUAAAUUUCAUCUCUUUUGUAUGUUUGUUAUUUUUUUGUCUAACUUACAUUUGUUGAAUUGUAUUCAUUUUUGUUAUUUUUUGUCUUACUUACAUCGUUAAAUUGUAUUCAUUUUUUACCUUUCUUUUUACAUGAGCUUUAUUUUAAAAAAAAACUAGCAUAAUAUCUGUAUUUGUAUUGCAAUAUAACAUUUACCGAGGUUCCUCAAGACCUAAUGACUUACCGAUACAUUCUGUAAACCAACUUUUAUUAGCCUAUGAUAAAUUGUUGCGUAUUAACGAAUAUUUCUUGCUGCAAACCGGUCCUUGCUGUAUGGUUGUUAUAACAACGCAGGUCUGGAUAAGGCUUUGUCGCGAACCAGUUUAUUGGAAGUUAACUGCAAAAUUACAUGUGUAAUUUCUGCUUGUUCCCCUACCUUAUUGUGAUCGACAUACAUAUAUUAUCAAAAUAUUAUAUAAAUGUUGAUCCUCAUGUAUUAUUAUAGCUCUAUACUGUAGAAUCAUCAUUGUUCAUGGGGGACAAACAUUUGUGGCUUUCUUCAGUAUUAACCCUAGGCCACAAAUUUACAUCCCUACGAACCUAUAUAUACACAAUCAUUUGUUUAAUAUUUAUUAUAGUUAUCCUGAUUACACUACCAAAGAAAUAACGUCCUCAUGAACCAGGAAAUAUUUGGCUACCCACGAGCUUUGACCCCCAUGAAUAAAAAUGAUUCCACAGUGAUUCACAAAUAAUAUACUUAUUAUUCAAAUACAUGACUAUAGUUACAAAGGCGUUGGAACUUUUUUUGCAAAGUUAGACCUAACCAUUAGGCACAUAGCACCAUAGAGGGUUCAGCUUCCCCCCUUUACCUUGCAAAGAUUGAAAUAUUGACAUGUUGGAGUCAUAUGUAUACUAAAGGAUUUUCAUGAUUUUGGGAAUUACGGGUUUUUUCUGUUUGUCAAGGAUUCUGAGGAUUAAUCUUUAUCAUACAGUAUUAAAAGUUUUCAAAAUUAU
Magallana angulata is the source of this 2430-nucleotide messenger RNA. Its product is annotated as 6-pyruvoyl tetrahydrobiopterin synthase-like. The coding region runs from base 77 to 502 and encodes 141 amino acids. Gene Ontology annotation, cellular component: mitochondrion. NCBI's taxonomy places the organism in Eukaryota, Metazoa, Mollusca, Bivalvia, Ostreida, Ostreidae. The transcript is spliced from 6 exons. Gene Ontology annotation, biological process: tetrahydrobiopterin biosynthetic process. Gene Ontology annotation, molecular function: 6-pyruvoyltetrahydropterin synthase activity. The record is from RefSeq and is a predicted model, not a curated record.